AGAAAGUAUUCCGUUUCUUUUCUUUGGCCGCUAUAAUGAAUUUACGAGCAUAAUAAUUAAUCAGUACAAACUACACUACCCAACCAAGAAUAGUAAUUCACAAAAAAGAAGAAUCAUUACAAAAUAACAACUAUCAAAGUUACAAUUUGACACAACAAAUUGUAGAAAAUAUGCAACGUAACACACCCAAAACCGCUUCAAAAAUAUCCGAAAUAUGACCACCAAACAAAUAGUAACAGUUGGAUCCUGCAAUAUUGAUCUGGUAAGCUACGCCCCGAGGAUACCGAAUCCUGGCGAAACGAUCCACGGCAGGGAAUUCCUCACUUUCUUCGGAGGAAAAGGCGCCAAUCAAUGCGUAGCUGUUGCUAAGCUGGGAGGAGAGGCGGUGAUGGUGGCGAGAGUUGGAGACGAUAUUUGGGGUCCGAAAUACCUCGAAACGCUGCAGAAGGAAAACGUUAUCACGAAAUACGUGCUGGAAACCGAGAAAUGCAGCACGGGCGUCGCUCAAAUUAUAGUAGGUGACGAUACAGGGCAGAACCAAAUCGUAAUAACGGCCGGUGCAAAUGGGGAAUUAAAAGUUAAAGAUAUAGACGCAGCUGAGGAGGUAAUCAGUCAAGCAGGCGCAGUGAUUAUGCAAUUAGAAACUGCCGAGAGUGCAGCUAUUAGAGCUAUGGAGUUAUGCAAAGGGGUGUCUAUAUUGAACGGGGCUCCUGGAAAAUCCACGUAUGACCCGAAACUGCUAACACUACCUACAAUAUUUUGUGUCAAUGAAACUGAAGCUUCCAUUUUUUCUGGUGGUUUACCUGUAAGUACUAAUCCCGAAAUAGAAGCGGCUGCGGCAGCUUUGAUGUCCAAAGGCUGCCAAUGCGUUAUCAUUACUUUAGGCGAACAGGGAGCUUUCUAUAUCGACAAAAACGAUAAAUACUACGUUAGUUCAAACAAAGUAAAAUGCGUAGAUUCGACUGGAGCAGGCGAUGCUUUUAUAGGAGCACUAGCUUAUCUUCUGGUAAACGAAAAAGACAUGCCAAUGAAAAAAGCUAUAGAAUUAGCGUGCUUUGCUGCAGCUGAUAGCGUUACAAGACCCGGAGCUCAGCCCAGUUUUCCUGACUCAAGUAUUUUUAAGGAAAUUAUUGAUAGUAGUAAGACGAGUACUGACACACAACAAUGCGAUUGUAGUACUUAGAUGAUAAAAG
Molecule: messenger RNA, 1193 nt
Organism: Phyllotreta striolata
Lineage: Eukaryota; Metazoa; Arthropoda; Insecta; Coleoptera; Chrysomelidae
Source: the annotation of a GenBank genome assembly